AUGUUGUCAUGCCCGUACUGCGGAAGAAUUUUGCAACGAAAGCAAGGCUUGCAGAAGCAUGUUUACAGGAAACAUCGCGAACGAAACGAUGUCGAGAAAAAAGUUGAGAUGGGGUCCUCGUUGGUGAAUACCCUGAACAAAAAUUAUGUCUGCCCGUACUGCACCCUGGAUGCCGAAAGCAUAAUCCUUUUGCAGUUGCAUGUAUACAGGGAGCACCGCGAACAGAAUAAAGAAGAGAAAAGGGUGAAAAUAACAUCACCGAUUUAUAGUUGCCGUAAUUGCGAUUAUACGGCUCUCGCGAAAAGUUUGGUCGACGAUCAUGCCCAAGCCUGCAAACAAAUGAACUCGUCAAGUAAGCAUGUCGAAACAGACUCUUCAGAUGAAGGUAAAUCCAUGACGGUGUCAACUCACAACUGCGAUUACUGUUCAUACACUGCAACCACAAGAAGGAACCUUCAGUCACACCUAAAAUCUCACGAAAUUCCUAAAAUACACUGCCCGUAUUGUCAGUAUGCAUCAAAAUUCGCUACAACCUUACAAAAGCAUAUCUAUUUAAAACACAAAGAAGUAAACGAAGCAGAAAAUAGGGUUCAAAUAAACAUCAAGGUUUACAAAUGCGACUUCUGCGAGAACACCAAUGUUUAUCGUAGAAACUUUUUGAACCAUGGCGAGAAAUGCGAAAAUAAGAUGAGGAGUUGUCAGAACUCAAUAUUCACCUGUAGUCUAUGUUCAUUUGUAACUACUAUUAAGCUUAAAUUUGACAAACAUAUGAAGAAACACACCUCUAUUCUUAAAUGUCUUUAUUGUGAAUUUACGACACAUUCGAAACAAACAUUACAAAGGCACAUUUCUACCAAUCACAAGAAGCAACAUGAAGAACACAAGAACGAUUUUAAAUUAAUUUUGCAACAAAAGCAAGGCUUGCAGAAGCAUGUUUACAGGAAACAUCGCGAACGAAACGAUGUCGAGAAAAAAGUUGAGAUGGGGUCAUCGUUGGUGAAUACCCUGAACAAAAAUUAUUUCUGCCCGUACUGCACCCUGGAAGCCAAAAGCAUAAUCCUUUUGCAGUUGCAUGUAUACAGGGAGCACCGCGAACAGAACAAAGCAGAGAAAAGAGUGAAAAUAACAUCACCGAUUUAUAGUUGCCGUAGUUGCGAUUAUACGGCUCUCGCGAAAAGUUUGGUCGACCAUCAUGCACAAGCUUGCAAGCAAAUGACCUCGCCAAGUAAGCAUGUCGAAACAGACUCUUCAGAUGAAGGUAAAUCCAUGACGGUGUCCACUCACAACUGCGAUCACUGUUCGUACACUGCAACCACAAGAAGGAACCUUCAGUCGCACCUAAAAUCUCACGGAAUUCCCAACAUACCCUGCCCGUAUUGUCGGUAUGCAUCAAAAUUCGCUACAACCUUGCAAAAGCAUAUCUAUUUAAAACACAAAGAAGAAAACGAAGCUGAAAAUAAGGUUCAAAUAAACAUCAAGGUUUACAAAUGCGACUUCUGUGAGUACACCAAUGUUUAUCGUAGAAACUUUUUGAAUCAUGGCGAGAAAUGCGAAAAUAAGAUGAGGAGUUGUCAGAACUCAAUAUUCACCUGUAGUCUAUGUUCAUUUGUAACUACUAUUAAGCUUAAAUUUGACAAACAUAUGAAGAAACACACCUCUAUUCUUAAAUGUCUUUAUUGUGAAUAUACGACACAUUCAAAACAAACAUUACAAAGGCACAUUUCUACCAAUCACAAGAAGCAACAUGAAGAAAACAAGAACGAUUUAAAAUUUGAAUCUUCAACUAAAUGCAGAUACAACAGAUGUGGUUUCGUGGGACGGGAGUACGAAGUUACCAAGCACAUUAUGGAAAAACACGAAAGUAAAAAGAAAACGAAAAUCCAAAAACCAAAAACAAAACCGAUAUUACCGUGUCCGUACUGCACUUAUCGGCCGCAUAGAAGAAUCGAUUUGGAGAGACACGUUUACAGAAUGCACCGUGAACAAAACGAUGUCGAGGAAAAAGUGGCGAUUUUGUCCUACAAGGAGAAGAAAUAUCCGGUGAAGAUAGUAGUGUUGACGUGCCCGUACUGCAAGGAAAAAAUAAAACAAGACCGAGGCUUGCAGAAGCACGUUCACAGGAAGCAUCGAGAGCAGAACGAGGUCGAGAAGAAAGUGAAGAUGACGCGGAAGAUGAAAAUUGAUAACAAAAAAAUCGCGUGUCCUUACUGCGACUUGGAACCGAAACGGAAGUUCCUCCUGCAUUUGCACGUUUACAGGCACCACCUUGACCAGAACAAAGUCGAGAAAAAAGUUAAAAUUACGACGGUCAUUCAUAGUUGCGAUAACUGCGAGUUUUCGACGACGACCAAGAGAUUUCUGGACGAUCAUAUCCAAAUCUGCAAAAAAAUUAAAGCGCCAACUUUGAGCUGUCAGUAUUGCUCGUUCACGACAACAUUUAAUUAUAAAAUGUACGCUCAUGUGAAAGCACAUUCCUCCACUGUUAAAUGUGCGUAUUGUGAGUACACAACAGUGUCGCAAAAACUUGUGCAAAUCCAUGUGUUUAAUAAUCACAAGAGACAAAAUGACUUGGAAAAGAAAGUUAACAUAACAAUACCACAGUUUCAUUGUAGUUACUGUGAUUUUUCUACUGUUAAUGAGAAAACUUUUCCGAAACACAUCUUUAGCAAACAUAAAGGAAAGCACGAGAAAGAAAACGAAAUUUCAGAUCAAAUAAAAACAUAUUCCUGUGAAUUUUUUGAAUACACCACUAUUUCAACGAAACAAACCGCUAAAAACCUAUCUUAAAUGCGCCUGACGUCGAUUUCGUCUCAUGUCGUGUCGGUCGGUUUUUCUAUGCUAAAUCUCCAUCCCAAAGGCUACCUUCAAAAAUCAUUUUAUAAUUGUAAUUUUAGGGCCAGCGCACUGAUUAAGGAACUUUUGUAAAUAUAACGUUUACUUAAUUGAAAUUAUUUUGGUCCAGAUUAGACAGGAUGAAAUUUUAAGGACAGAUGGAUCUUGUUCUUUAAGCAUUGGGUGACAUUUUACGUACAAAAACAUGUUUUAAUGCAAAAUCUUUAUCUUUUGUAAUAAUAAAUGAAUAUAAUAUAUAUU
This is a messenger RNA of Brassicogethes aeneus, 3093 nucleotides long. NCBI's taxonomy places the organism in Eukaryota, Metazoa, Arthropoda, Insecta, Coleoptera, Nitidulidae. The record is from the annotation of a GenBank genome assembly.